UUUUCGGAAUGUCUGUAGUGAAGACAUUUUUAAUGCUCUACAUUAUUUCGUACUCAAUGAAUCAAGCGUUUGGUAUUAUUUGCUAUCAGUGUAACUCGAUUGUUGAUUCAAAAUGUGAUUCAGAUCCUAAGAAUACAAUUUUUGAAUUGGAAUGUUCUACUUCUGUUAAAAGUUCUGCUUCAAUGUUAAACACUACAUUACUAUCGCUACAAACAAACAUUACUAGUAUACAAGAUAAUAACUUCUUUGACGAAUGUUUAAAGAUGACUGGAACUAGGCAAAAGUCGAAAUAUGUAAUGCGGAGUUGUUCAUCUACGAUAAUCGCAGAUGACUAUUGGAAGAAAGUUGCAACAGAACUAGGAAUAACAGUGGAAUCUCUCUCUCGUUGCCAGUCAAACUUGUGCAAUUCUUCCAGUAGCCUCAAUAUUUUAUUCGCAUCAUUUAUAGGUGCUUUCUUAUUAGUUCUCGUUAUGAACAUGUAAAUCCGUUUUAUUUCUUUAAAGCGUUUCCAAUAUUGCAUGUUAAUUUAAUUUUAAUGUCCCACUUGAAUUUACUAAUUUUAAUUAUGAAAAAGAGAAAUAGUACAUUACCUACUCAGUGCGGGAAAAUAUUUUCUUGUCUCGUGUGAGGUUUACACGAGAGCUAAGUGACAGUGGAAAGGCACUACUCUUGCCGUACUAGUUAGAUAAUGUACUAUCGUAUUUAAAUGAUAUAAAAACUAAAAAUAUUGAAUAUGAUCAAUCAAUUACUUGUUAUUUUUAUCAGUACUACUCCUAUCUAGUAAAAAUAAAAAUCUGAAAAAUCUUUAACAAUAUUUGCUGCGUGCGACAAAGUUAUAAAUAAACAUCAACGAACGCACAGUGCCUCAAACAGUUAACAUCACUAUUCUAGAAAUUAGUGAUUGAAAUAUAUGUGAGCCACGAAAUUAAAAACAAAAGACAAAAAUCGUUAUGUGAUUCCUCACAUUCAUUUAAUUAUCAAGUGGAGAAGUAGUUAUAAAUCAAAUUUCAUACAACAUCACUACGUUUGCGUAAUGUAUAUUGACACGUCACAAAUUCUGCUAGUCCUAACUUCCGAAUUAAUUUCAGCAAUGAAAUAGUUGAUACAAAGCUUGGAUAUCGUGCCAAUCUAGCAGGCAAAUUGUUGUUUCACGGCGAGGAAGUAUUGUUGUUAUUUGAACUUGAUAAGUACCUAAGACUAUAAGCUUUCGUAAUUUGGUUGUUUGUUGAGCUGUUAAUUCAUAAAUACAAUCUUGCGUUCUGUCGAAACGUCAUGUCGGCCGCAAAAGAACUAUUAUUAAAUAUGCACUUUUUCAUACUCAACGCAUUAAGGUAUGAUAUUAUUAAAAUAAAAAAAAAAAUUUGUAUAUGUAAUACAAGAGCUUUAUUUGCGUCGCACUGGCCAAGGAAAUAGACAAAGCUGUGUAGGGAGCUACGAUGGUGGAUAAGUCUGCCAGGCUUGAGAGCAGAGAAAUUAGUAUUGAGGCACGUAGCUUCAGACGCGUAUACUUGGGUUUUAGUGUCUUUGGGAUAAACUACUCAGCCGUGUCAGGGGCGUAGUCUUGUGCAAAGCGCAAAGAACAAUCACAAUUGAAUAUAGUUGAGUGCAGGUCUUUGUUAUGCUUGAAUGUUCAAUAGGAAAUGGAUUUAC
Molecule: messenger RNA, 1650 nt
Organism: Phymastichus coffea
Lineage: Eukaryota; Metazoa; Arthropoda; Insecta; Hymenoptera; Eulophidae
Exons: 4
Coding region: 9-482 (157 amino acids)
Biological process (GO): positive regulation of voltage-gated potassium channel activity; regulation of synaptic transmission, cholinergic; sleep
Source: RefSeq, a predicted model, not a curated record